Ixodes scapularis (black-legged tick) is the source of this 1026-nucleotide messenger RNA. RefSeq lists its product as uncharacterized. The record is from RefSeq and is a predicted model, not a curated record. Gene Ontology annotation, molecular function: catalytic activity. The transcript has a single exon. Bases 1 to 1026 code for a protein of 341 amino acids. NCBI's taxonomy places the organism in Eukaryota, Metazoa, Arthropoda, Arachnida, Ixodida, Ixodidae.
AUGCCAAGGCCGAGCGAAAGGAACCCAGAGACGAAGAAAGGCUGGGCAGCAGUAGCAGUCCUGCGGCACAUACCACAUGCUCAGCUCGAUAAGGCGUCACUUUGCACUGGCAACAGAGAAGUGGUAGCCGUAAGGCUCAGUCACAAACGGAAGAGCAUGACUUUAGCCUCCGUCUAUAUAAGACCAGAAACGGCAACGGAAGAUGACAAGGAGGCAACGGCAUGGAUAGGCAAACUUGUCGGUCUAGCCGAAGGGGAUCCGAUUGUCAUAGCCGGGGACUUCAACGCUCGACACAAAGAUUGGGGGUACUCCAACAACACGAGAAAAGGCCGCCAAACUACACGCGCAAUGAAAACUGCGGGCCUUACACUUUGCAAUGAGCCGGGAACUAAGACAAGGAUUGGAAUGCACAGUAGGCAAAAGGACUCCACCCCGGACCUCUCCUGGGCCACUGCAAGCCUAGUGCUCGACUGGUCAACGUGGAGAGACAACCUUGACACUGAACACUUUCCGGUAGAAAUGAAAAUCCAUCACGGACAACGCAACAGAGGCAAAGAACAAAGAGCAGUAGUCAAAUGGGAUCUUUUUAGGGAACUGCUUGAGACAGAGGACAACCGAGACAUCGAGGAGUGCAUUCGGACGGCUCUGAGCGAAGCGAAGACCAAAGUUCUAGUAAAGCCUGGAGCCCCAACACCGGACAAUAACCUACUAAACCUCUGGGCCAGCCGUCUACAAGCACUGCAGCGGUACCGAAAGAACAGGACGCUGCAUCUAAAAAUCAAGCUCAAACGAGCAGCAGCGAAAGCGAGGCAGUACUCUAAAGAGCUCGGUCGCGAGGGGUGGAGGACCCAUUGCGGGUCCUUCAACGCACGAAACGGGCUGGGAAGAGCUUGGAGAACUUACAAUGGACUGAACGGAGCAAAGCGCAAGACAAGAAACGCUGCGCAGAACCUGGCCCUCAAGCUCAAUAUCAGCGAGUCAGAGAUGGCGAUCAGCGCUGGAGAAUUGUUCUUUUCCCAAGAAUGA